This is a messenger RNA of Cannabis sativa, 1149 nucleotides long. Its product is annotated as transcription termination factor MTEF1, chloroplastic. Gene Ontology annotation, molecular function: double-stranded DNA binding. The coding region runs from base 55 to 990 and encodes 311 amino acids. Lineage: Eukaryota; Viridiplantae; Streptophyta; Magnoliopsida; Rosales; Cannabaceae. The record is from RefSeq and is a predicted model, not a curated record. Gene Ontology annotation, biological process: regulation of DNA-templated transcription. The transcript has a single exon.
CAAUUAACCAACCUCCAUUGUUGAUCUCUGCAACAAACAUCAUCAACAACAACAAUGACAACACUUCACUCAUCUCUACCCCUCUUACCUUCAUCUUCAUCUUCAUCAUCAUCAUCAUCAUCACAAUCAUCUUCUUCAUCAUCAUUUUCUCUACCAAACAUGCCCUUAAUCCCACCAAAACCCAACAAAAGCCUUCUCCACAAACACCCACUCUACGCCCCAACCCAAUCCAACCUCUCUCUCCAAAUCAAAGAAAAAAUAGUCUGUCUCGAAAUCAUGGGUAUCGAUUCAGGCAAAGCCCUAGCCAAAAACCCUUCACUCCACACCACAACACUCGAUUCAAUCCAAUCAACAAUCUCUUUCCUCAGAUCUAAAGGAAUCCAACAAAAAGAUCUCAAAAAAAUCUUCGGAAUGUGCCCCAAAAUACUAACCUCAGAUAUCGCCGCCGAUCUAAUCCCAAUCUUCGAUUUCCUCGCUCAAGAUCUUCAAGUCCCUUUUCACAAUCUCCGUAAGGUCAUCAACAAGUGCCCUAGACUUCUCGCUUCCAGCGCCAGAGACCAGCUCAAACCUGCUCUGUUCUACCUCCAGAGGUUAGGGUUUAGGAAUUUGGAGUCUCUGGCUGAGAACGACGCCGUUUUACUGGUUUCGAGCGUUGAGAAGACUCUGAUUCCGAAGCUGAGAUUCUUGGAGGAGAGAUUGGAGGUUUCGAAGGAGGAAGCGGUGGGUAUGGUGGUGAGGUGUCCGAGUCUUUUCACUUUCAGUAUUGAGAAUAAUUUGAAGCCGAAAUUGGAGUAUUUGGUUGGGGAAAUGGAGAGGAAGGUGGAAGAGGUUAAGGAGUUUCCUCAGUAUUUUGCUUUUAGUUUGGAGAAGAGGAUUAAGCCUAGGCAUUUGGAGAUUGUGAAGAGAGGAUUGGGGAAAGAGAUGGGUCUGCCAUUGAUGCUUAUCUCUACUGAUCACGAGUUUACACAGUUAAUUAACCCUAACCAGUAACCAGUAACCAGUAACCAGUAACUAGUGCUCUCUCUCUCUCUCUAUAUAUAUAUUAAUAUUAAUAUUAUUAAUUGUUGUUAAUUAAAUAUCAGUGUCUUAUAACAUUAAAUAUAAAUAAAUAAUUACAUCAUAAUUAAUUUUAAAUAUUGAUUUAGAGCA